CCAAUACCUAUUUAAUUAGGGGCAAUUUAGUCAAAUUGCCUUUUUUUUCAAAGAGUUAGUAUUUUCUUACGGGAUGUGCAAAUAGCUAAGUGAACACUCUUUUUGAUCCGGAGGUAGUAUAAUAUUAGCAUUCACAUAGGUAAAAGCUAGCAUUCACAUAGGCUAAGCCAUCGUUAUAGGUAUGAGUUCAGCAAGGAGUUAAUAGUUUUGCUCAAACCAUGUAGUUGUGUUUAAAUUAUUUAAUAUAUAUGAGUAUAGGAUUCAGUAUGCAAAAAGAAUUAUGGUUCAGAAUCCUAAACGACUAAAGAUUUUAGUUCCGUCUCUACUUGCAACUGAACUCAUAACUCGUUUUUGUUAAUAGGUUCGCAAUAUAAUAUUGAGGUAAAUUUUGGGUAAAUAUACCCUUCAGCCGACUAGUUUACCAAACAUGACCAAAGUAUGCACUACCUAUACACUUUGGUUGUAUAUGUUGUGUAUAGGAAUGUAUAUUAUAUGUAUAGGUAUGUAUAUUAUAUGUAUAAGUAGAUGUAUUAUAUGUAUAUUUAGUAUAAAUUAUACAUUACCUAUACACUGUGUACAUAUUUUGUAAAUUAGAUUGCCGAAUAAUACUUGACUAUAACUUUUACUAAUAUUUACGCGUAUUUAAUGAAUUUUCCAAUACGAAUAAAAGGUCGAAGUAAAAGCUAUUGGAUUCGUCCGAACUCAUACCUAAUAGUGUAGCUCCGCCCCUUGUUCACAUGCUAAGAAUUAUUUAUUAUUACCUUCACAAUAUAAAGCCAGAAAUAGUACGUAGCAAUAGGUUGCGAAAAAUGUCAUUGCAUGCUACACAUAACACAUGCAUGCAUGAAAGAACACUUUCUCCAAUCAUCAACAGAAUUAACGGAAUAAUAAAAAUAUUUCGAUUUCCAAACUUACCCAACCGAUCCAUUCAUCUUUGUUAUUUCCUCAUCAUCUCCAACAAUUUCUCCAAAAUUUCUUCUAAAUCUGUAACAUAUUUCAUUUUGGGACAUCAUCUGUUGUUCGAUUCUUGAAUUUUCACGGAAAUUUCAGUUUUUUUUUUUUGGUGCAAUCGUGUGAUUUAGUGAGUAUUAGAAUUUUGGGAUAAAAAUUUAGGGCUUCAUUAAGUGUUCUGUUGAAUGUUGAUGAUCAAACAAUAGUUUGAGCAUUAAUUAUUCUGGUUAUUAUAGUAUAUGAUGAUAUUGGAAAUUGAGAAAGGUUGAGAUUUUGAUCAUUUGAGCUAAAUGGGGAAUAAUUGUGUAGGACCCAAAUUGGCUAACAAUGGGUUCUUACAAUCUGUUACUGCAGCUGUAUGGAAAACUAAUCACUCUGAAAAUUUACCACUCCCUAAUGAAGGGGUGGACACGAAUUCAGAGAAAAGCAAAGAUGCUGAUUCAUCGAAAACAGAUGGAUCUGGUAAUGUACAAGGUAAUCCACCUCCACACCUUAUGAUAAAUGGAGAUAAUACACAAAUGGAUAGUAAUAAUAAUAACAAGAAUGUAGUUGCUAAUGAGACUGUUCCUGAUAAGCCUGUGGAGGGCGCUAAAACCAAGCCUACUCAUGUUAGGAGAACGUCGAGUUUAGGGGUUCAGAUUGAAUCAGUUUUAGGAAGAAAAACGGGUAAUAUAAAAGAAAUUUAUAGUUUAGGGCGGAAGUUAGGACAAGGGCAGUUUGGGACGACGUUUUUAUGUAUAUCGAAGUCAAGUAAUAAGGAAUACGCGUGUAAGUCCAUUGCUAAAAGGCGUUUGACAACUGAGGAAGAUGUUGAGGAUGUAAGGAGGGAGAUUCAGAUAAUGCAUCACUUGGCAGGACAACCAAGUGUGGUACAAAUUGUUGGAGCGUACGAGGAUGCUGUUGCAGUUCAUGUUGUAAUGGAACUUUGUGCAGGUGGUGAGCUUUUCGAUAGGAUUUUACAACGAGGGCAUUAUUCAGAGAAGAAGGCAGCUGAACUUGCAAGAGUAAUAGUAGGUGUUGUAGAAGCAUGUCAUUCUUUGGGUGUUAUGCAUAGGGACCUGAAACCCGAGAACUUUCUUUUCGUCAAUGAACAAGAGGAAUCACCUCUGAAGACAAUCGACUUUGGAUUAUCAGUGUUCUUCAAGCCAGGUGAAACCUUCAGUGAUGUUGUUGGAAGCCCUUACUAUGUGGCCCCAGAAGUGUUGCGGAAGCAUUAUGGUCUAGAAUGUGAUAUUUGGAGUGCAGGAGUCAUUAUUUAUAUACUGCUUAGCGGUGUUCCCCCAUUUUGGGAUGAGUCGGAGCAAGGAAUAUUUGAACAGGUUUUAAAAGGGGAACUUGACUUUGCAUCAGAACCCUGGCCUGCUAUAUCAGAAAGUGCAAAAGAUUUAGUCAGAAAAAUGCUGGUGAGAGAUCCCAAAAAGCGGUUGACUGCCCAUGAAGUUCUUUGUCAUCCAUGGGUCCGUGUUGGUGGGGUUGCUCCAGAUAAGCCUCUUGAUUGUGCUGUUCUCAGUCGUCUCAAUCAGUUUUCUGCAAUGAAUAAAUUAAAGAAGAUAGCAGUCAGAGUAAUUGCUGAAAGUCUGUCUGGAGAGGAAAUUGCAGGACUGAAGGAAAUGUUCAAAAUGAUAGACGCAGAUAAUAGUGGACAUAUUACGCUCGAAGAACUGAAAACGGGUUUGGAAAAAGUGGGUGCCAAUCUGAAGGAUUCAGAAAUAGUUAGUUUGAUGCAAGCGGCAGAUAUUGAUAAUAGCGGUACAAUUGACUAUGGCGAGUUUAUAGCUGCUAUGCUCCAUCUAAACAAAAUUCAGAAGGAAGAUCACAUGUAUGCUGCGUUUUCAUAUUUUGAUGAAGAUGGUAGUGGAUAUAUCACAAAGGAUGAGCUCCAAAAUGCUUGUGAUAAGUUUGGUUUGAGCAAUAUUCCCAUCGACGAGCUUAUGCGUGAAGUUGAUCAAGAUAAUGAUGGACGCAUCGAUUACAGUGAAUUUGUAGCAAUGAUGCAAGACACUGGCUUUGGUGAGAAGGGAAGCAAAAGAGUGCCUUAAAGCUCGGUAAACUUGAUGAUUAACAACCAUAGCUGCACGGAGUACGGUAUGGCCAUUCAGGAAGUCCCUCCGAGGGCGACAUCGAUACAAUUCUUGUGAGAGCUGGACAAGCGUCUACGGGUAAAGCACCGUAUCCAUAUAACUGCUUGCCACCUAAGCUACGCCAUCCAGUCCAAGUUUAGAAACCUAGGUAAUAUCGCACCUCGCACCUAAAGGAGUCGCCGUCCUUGUGAGGAGAAGGAUCCUUCUCUUGCUGUCGAAAAUGCUUACUCAUGGUCUAUUGUGCAGUAGAUGAUAUCAUUCUGGAUUAGUUUCUAGGCAUAAGCCAACCAUACAUACCGCUUUCUCGUUUAGGAAUUUCCUUAGUAUAGUGUAAAGAUUAGUCAGGCAUUGUUAUUACAUUUAAACAAGAUUUGAUCAAAAAGUUAGAUUGCAGUAUGAUGUAAAGAUUAGUCAGGCAUCGGAGAGGAAAGACAAAUUUUGUUAUCCUUCUUAGCAUUCCAUUUUGUAUCUUUUAUAUAUUUGUCUAUUUCUUUCUGUUGAGGAAACCGAUGUUCGUAAUGCCACCCUUUAUGCUUGCUCACUAGUUGAUCACCUUCUUAGUGUGGAUUCAGCGGAAGCAGAUUAAAACUGUAUACAGGUGUUCCAUUGAACCUGUAGCCUGAAUGGUUUGGAUGGAAGUUGCUCCUGCAGGAAAAUCCAGGGUUUAUUAGUGGUUUAAUGUCUCACCAUUUCUUGUGAGCACCUCAUUUUAGGGAUCUUCUUGAGAUUUUUAGACUUAUUUGCUAAGGUAACUUGCUGGCAUGGUGAUUCAAUGCUCCUUUGGGAAGAUAACUUUUUGAUAAUGGACCAGAAUAGUUGCAAGUGUGCUGAAGGGAAUAUUGUUAUUGCUUACACCUCAGUAGGGGACUAGUGUAUCUAUUAUGUUUCAUAAGUGAUUUUCAUAGAAGAAUAACGUUUGCAUCAGUGUCAUAGACAACAUGUGUUGAUCUGAUUGUUACCAGAUGGUAAUCCAUUUAGCAGAAAGUGACUUCCUACGUCCAUUUAAUCCAUUCGUCUGGGUUUUUUGGUGUUAUACAAUCUUAUUUGUCACUUACAUAUGUAAAGCGAUUAGUUAUGGUAGUUAGAUUUUAAUAUCUUCCUUUCGAAUAUAGAACACUUAAAUUGUAUAUAUGUAAGUUUCUCAAAUUUUAUAUGUUUAUUGAGUCGAUAUUGCGCU
Messenger RNA from Lycium barbarum (goji berry), 4209 nucleotides. Its product is annotated as calcium-dependent protein kinase 20-like. The record is from RefSeq and is a predicted model, not a curated record. The transcript has 8 exons. Gene Ontology annotation, molecular function: ATP binding; calcium/calmodulin-dependent protein kinase activity; calmodulin binding. Gene Ontology annotation, cellular component: nucleus; cytoplasm. Lineage: Eukaryota; Viridiplantae; Streptophyta; Magnoliopsida; Solanales; Solanaceae. Bases 1242 to 2990 code for a protein of 582 amino acids. Gene Ontology annotation, biological process: peptidyl-serine phosphorylation; protein autophosphorylation; intracellular signal transduction.